AUGGAGCUGCAAGGGGCUCCUGACGCCAUCAUGUGCCGAGCGUUUGCCACCACCCUUAAGGGUACCACCAGAGACUGGUAUCGAACUCUGCGACCAGGAUCUGUUGGUUUCUUCCAAGGGAUAGAGCAAAUGUUCAUCGGCCACUUCCUUAGUAGCCAGAGAGUUGCCAAAACAACAGGCCAUCUAAUGAGUAUGGUGCAAGGGGACCGCGAGACUCUAAAGAACUUCAUGCACCAUUUCAACACAGCGACCUUAGAAAUCCGCAACUUGGAUAUGGUGGUAGCCUUGGCUGCCCUGACAACGGCUCUUCAACCCGGAAGCUUCUUAUACUCCCUUGGGAAAAAACCGCCAGUGGACAUGGGGGAGUUAAUGAUUUGA
This is a messenger RNA of Malania oleifera, 378 nucleotides long. RefSeq lists its product as uncharacterized. Lineage: Eukaryota; Viridiplantae; Streptophyta; Magnoliopsida; Santalales; Ximeniaceae. The transcript has a single exon. The coding region runs from base 1 to 378 and encodes 125 amino acids. The record is from RefSeq and is a predicted model, not a curated record.